AUGUUGCGAAUCAUCUUGGCGCCCCUGAUACUCCUGACUACAUGUCUACUAGGAGUAUCUGCCCUUCCCGGCCCCUUGCGACUGGCCUCUACCUUCUCCCGCAUCACCACCGAGUUUGAUAAUAUCAGUUUGGGAAAUUGCUCUCUCAACAUUGUGACCCUCCCAAUGAACUAUACCAAGACCAAACUCCCAGAGCCGUCACCUCAUUUGGAUCUCAAGUACAUUGCGUUGGGGCGUGGUACUCAAAACUACUCAUGCUCAUCCACCGAGAGCUCACAUUCCUCAAAAAAGUCUGCAACACCGGUAGCGGUCGGAGCGGUGGCUACUCUUUUUGAUGCAUCUUGCAUAGCAUCACAGUCAGUGAUGUUGCUCCACGAGCUCCCUGCAGUCAUUGCUCAAACUCCGCUGGGGUCCUUUGCCCUCAUGGUCGAGGCCUUGACCCUAACUACAAACUCGAGCAACCUGAUCAUCGGUGAACAUUAUUUCAAUACCGCAGGAGAUCCUUUCUUUGAUUUGAACAUGAGUGGGUCAGAUGCAUGGAUGGAGUGCAAGAAGGAUGCGUCUGUGAGCGCACCAACAAGAGUUUCUCGGAUAUCUGGAAAAGACGAGAGCAAUGUUCCAUGGUUAAAGCUUGAUUGCAAGGAUUGCAAGGGCAUCAAGGAAGUCUAUCGAGUAAUGACCGUCGGCGGAGUUGCUCCAACAACAUGUGCAGGGCAGAAUGAUACCGUACUCGUUGAAUAUGCCGCAGAAUAUUGGUUCUACGGAUGA
This is a messenger RNA of Penicillium waksmanii, 768 nucleotides long. Its product is annotated as DUF3455 domain-containing protein. The record is from RefSeq and is a predicted model, not a curated record. Lineage: Eukaryota; Fungi; Ascomycota; Eurotiomycetes; Eurotiales; Aspergillaceae. Bases 1 to 768 code for a protein of 255 amino acids. The transcript has 2 exons.